Messenger RNA from Alosa alosa (allis shad), 5567 nucleotides. RefSeq names its product RNA binding motif protein 47 (gene rbm47). Gene Ontology annotation, molecular function: mRNA binding. The record is from RefSeq and is a predicted model, not a curated record. Lineage: Eukaryota; Metazoa; Chordata; Actinopteri; Clupeiformes; Clupeidae. Gene Ontology annotation, cellular component: nucleus. The transcript is spliced from 9 exons. Bases 681 to 2495 code for a protein of 604 amino acids.
CAUUUCCACUCAGAACGAUGGGAAGGGAGGCUGCAUUCUGGUUUGGUGAGUUUCAGGGCAGGGAACACACACACACACAUACUCACACAAAGAGAACAGGUUCACAGACCAGCCCAGUCAGUGAGAAAUUACACUAAACAUUUCCUUCUGCAGAGGUUGAUUGGGAGAAGUCUUUCCCUCUGGCACACAUACUUUUUCUACCUCAGUGGAUAUUUUGACUACCCACUACUGUCUACUGUAUAUCUGUAAGGAGAAGCAACAGCAGGGAACUGAAAGAGAGAACAACAGAAACCAAAAGAAAAAAAGAAGAGAAACUGCAGAGGAGAAGAAGACUCUUGCUGCCACGGCAGGGAAGAGCUCAGUUGAGAGAAGACCCCCGAACCCCACACUGGGAAUCCAGUACACGAGAGACAAGCAGACGCGGCAGUCGAGGGGGGUCUGAAGAAUGACCCUGUUUGGAUGUUUGUCCUCCUCAGUUUGAUCACCAGGGGUAUCAGGACUUUGACUCAGCUUCACAGCUUGACUGCCCAGGUGAAGACAGUGAGUGUAGAAGCUGAGCAGGGUUGAGAAGGGAGAAGAGAAAAGGAAGGGGGCCGAGAGAGAGAGAACGCGAGAGUGUGUGUGUAUGUGUCAGUCACAGCACAUCACAGAAGGAGGCAGCUCUGAUUGAAUGUGUCAGAAUGACAGCAGAAGACUCCACCUGUCCCGUCGCCAUGAGUAAUGCAAGCGCCUCUUCCAGCACCAACCCUGUGGCCGCCAUCCCCGAGGGAGUGGCUGGAGCCCAGAAUGAAGCUGCCCUACUGUCCCUGAUGGAGCGCACCGGCUACCAAAUGGUCCAGGAGAACGGCCAGCGCAAAUAUGGACCUCCCCCAGGCUGGGAGGGCCCUGCGCCCCAGCGUGGCUGCGAGAUCUUUGUGGGCAAAAUCCCCCGGGACGUCUACGAGGACGAGCUGGUUCCCGUGUUCGAGUCGGUCGGCCGCAUCUACGAGAUGCGGCUGAUGAUGGACUUUGACGGGAAGAACCGCGGCUACGCCUUUGUGAUGUACACGCAGAAGCACGAGGCCAAGCGUGCCGUCCGAGAGCUCAACAACUACGAGGUGCGACCAGGCCGGCUGCUGGGUGUGUGCGGGAGCGUGGACAACUGCCGCCUCUUCAUCGGGGGCAUCCCCAAGACCAAGAAGCGCGAGGAGAUCAUGGAGGAGGUGUCCAAGGUGACGGAGGGCGUGUUGGAUGUCAUUGUGUACGCCAGCGCUGCCGACAAGAUGAAGAACCGUGGCUUCGCCUUCGUCGAAUAUGACUCCCACCGCGCCGCCGCCAUGGCCCGCAGGAAGCUGAUGCCAGGACGUAUACAGCUCUGGGGUCACCAGAUCGCAGUGGACUGGGCCGAGCCUGAGAUUGAUGUGGAUGAGGACAUCAUGGAAACGGUAAAAAUCCUGUACGUCCGAAACCUGAUGAUGGAGACCUCUGAGGAGACGUUGCGCCGCAUCUUUGGCCAGUUCAACCCCGGCUGUGUGGAGCGAGUCAAGAAGAUCCGCGAUUACGCCUUUGUGCACUUUGCCAGCAGAGAUGACGCUGUGGUCGCCAUGGACAACCUGAACAAUACGGAGAUCGAAGGUUCCUACAUCGAGGUGACCCUGGCCAAGCCAGUGGACAAAGAACAGUACAGCCGCUACCAGAAGGCUACCAAGGGCUCGGGCAGCACAGCAGCCCCCAGCGAGACCAGCCAGCAGGGCUAUGUGUACCAGUGUGACCCCUACACACUGGCCUACUACGGCCACCCCUACAGCACCCUCAUCGGCCCCAACAGAGAAUACUUCACCAAAGGAAAUAUGCUACUGGUCCAUUCUGAAGUGCCACCUCUUGAAAACUAUACAGGUGCAGUGAGAGGCCGUGGUAGAGCAGGUGUGAGCAGCCGCACACCUGGGCCACGCGGGUCCUACCUGGGUGGGUACUCAGCAGGGCGUGGCAUCUACAGCCGCUACCAUGAGGGCAAGGGCCGGCAGCCAGACAAGCCCUACGAGCUCACACCAGGCCUGGAACUGGCAACCAUCAACACCGUGGGCAUGAAACCAGCUACAACAGUGGCUAUUCCAACUUUGGGGGCCCAGUACCCAGUGUUUUCCACCACCGGGGCCCCAAAGAUGAUGGAUGAUGGGAAGAUUCAUGGAAUGGAACACCUCAUCAAUCCUCUCACUUUACAACAUGAUCACACCACUGCUGUUCUACCCUCUGUCUCAACACCACCUCCCUUUCAGGGUAGACCCAUAACUCCUGUCUAUGCUAUGGCCCACAAUAUGCAGCGCAUUCCCACAGGGCUGUAUGGUGCAGGCUAUGUUCCACUCACUGCUCAUACGGCCAACACGGCCGCUCUGGCCGCACUGCAGAAGAAUGCUGCUGUCGCUGCGGCAGCCUACGGAGGCUAUGGCUAUGUUCCUCAGGCGUUCCCCACGGCAACCUUUCAGAUGCCCCUCCACGACAUCUACCAGACCUACUGAUGGAGCCCAGAAGAAGUGUACUGAGCGACAAAACAACCAAAACACUUUCAUGAAGAAUUGUUUAAGAAGUAACUAAAAGAAAUGAAGAAACAGCUCAUGGCCAACCAAAUCGACCAGACCCUUCCUUGGUUUUGACUUUUGCAUUACACAACCGAUGUGGAGAAGACCCAACUCCAACCCACACCCCACCCCAUAGUGAUAAGCAGCACUGCAUGUGCAAAUGAAUUAUUUGCACCCUUAUUAACGUAGCUGUGAAAUCACAUUGAUGAAGCAACGUGACCUCACCAAACUAGCCAUCUCUCACCUAACCCCCAACUGAUGAAACCUUUCCAUCCAAUAGCCCAAAUGGUUUGUGACCCUCUCCAAACUAUGGAAUGUGACACACACACACACACACACACACACACACACACACACACACACACACACACACACACACACACACACACAACCUUCUGCAGUUUUGGCACCAUGAGCUUUGAAGGAGUUUAAGCAUCUAUACCGAUUGGAAAGCUGUGUUUAUGAGCUGCUCUUGGAGGUAGACUUUCCAUCAUUGCUGUUGUUGAACUUUUUCAGAGACAAAAGUUAGACAAAAUAAUGUCUUUAAAAAUAUUUUAAGUCUCAAGGAACUACUGACAUGAAAUGUAAAAUUCAAGAGAAUUCUUAUGUCUUUUUGUCUGCAGUGUUUAUGCAGAGAUUUUAUCACAGAAGAUUAUGACUUCCACUUUUGAGUCAUCUUCCGUCCACUGGAUGAACUACUUUAUCUCAAUUUCUCACAUUUUUUUCUUCUUUCAUAGAUAUUAUUGCUAUUGCUAUUAUCAUUUGCUGCUUUUUUGGUUUUAACAGAUUGAGUAUGAAGCUUUAUGUACUGGAAAAUGUGUCUUGUGAAACCCCCUGUCUCUGUUUGAGAACUGGAAAAAUAUCUAGAAAGUUUGCAUAAAAAUGCAAGUAUGCAAGAAAAGAACAACCAACAUUUCAGCCUUUCCAUAAACUUUCAAAAGUGCCUGUUUUACUUUGACUUCCUAGCCACCCUAACAAUUUGUAUAAAGAAGCAGUAAACAAAAGGUUUACUUGGAGACAGGCCCUGUGCUUGGCAUGGUGUGAUGAGACCCCCACGUGCCUGUGCCUUAGAUAGCGCUGUUCUGCAAGGUACACAUGUAUUGUGUGGCUCGCCAGCUACAGUAUGGCACAUCCAUUGUCAUUCCACCUGAGCUCAGAUUAUCAGCAGUUUUUUCAUCCUUGUGUGGUCAUCUGACUAUUGUCCAGAAGCCCAAAACAAAAUGCUACGAUGUGGCAACAGGUCACAAAUACUUGCUGACUGAAUGAUAGCAAGAAGGUUGACACAUACUCGUAAUACUGAGUUGGUAAGUGAACAGAGUAUUUCACAAUGCCAAAUCCUUGUGAAGAGCACUUUCCCAGUCAAGUGAAGUGAGCCCCUUGUGUUUGUUGUGACAUCUUUUCCCCCAGCUGUAACUUCAGCUUGACCUCAGGCAGCUGCAGUGCAGUUCCUCUGAGCUGACCAGCUUCAGCGACUGAAGCCUCCACAUGAGCUUAUUAUUGAGCUCCUCUGGGCUGGCAGCUCACUGUUAGUAGUCCUCUAGUGUAUUUUACUUUAGUCACUCCCACUGACACACUGAGAGUUCCCUGUGCGGGCCCUGAGAGAUUCUGGAAUGCUCUUAAUUCAUCCUGCUGGAUGUUUAGAAAUAUAUGUGUGAGCAGAGAGUGUGAAUGAGUGUGUAGUGUGAACAUCUCAUUGGCUUGCUGAUGUUUCUUGUGUUAUUGUUUGAUUAAAUCAGGACUUAACUGAGAGAGUAACAAAUACAAUGAAAGAAUGAAGAAAUACUGGUUGUGUUUCUUUCUACGCUUUCAGGAAGAAAUUUAUCUCUACAUGGUCUUAAAUAGGUUAACUGGACCGAAGAAAUAUCAUGGUCAUCUUUAUACUUUACUUUUAAUAUUUUCUUUUUUGCAUUUUUGUGUUUCCAAACCCAUGAAAUGGCUGUCUGAGGACUGAGCUUUAUGAUGCCUGGUCACCUUUGUAUCUAUUUCAGUCAUGCUCACUCUGAUGUGCAGAGUUUUGGUAUGUAUCUGUACUUCUGAAGUCUCACUGCUCACAGAAGAGUCCAUUCACAGUGAAACUGUUGUGUUGUAGAGAAACCAUGUUAGUGACAAGUGGCCACAUCACUGUCAAUUUAUUGAAUAACCACUGGCACCUGAUGAAGGAUCCUAUUCCAUGGUGUAUAUUCUUACAUGCAGCCUUUGACACACACAUACACACACACACAAACACACACACACACAGAGAGAGAGAGAGAGCACACACACACACACACACACACACACACACACACACACACACACACACACACACACACACACACACACACACACACACAUACACACCUUAAGGGCUGUUGUCAGAGCUGGUGUGCCUUGUUGUAUUAUUGCAGUGUUGUUGAGAUUUAUUCUAUGACCUUUUGAGACUGGUAGACUUGUUUAUUAUCACAGAAUAAGGAUAUAUAUUUAAUAUAUGCUUCAAAUAUGUUGUGUAUGAAGUAAGAAGAAAAGCGAUAAUAUAUUUUAAAAGAAAUGUUUUUUCCUUCUUUUCCAUUCGCUUAUUUUAGAGAUGAAGCAAAAAAAAACAUGUUUGGUUUGCCAAAGUGUCCAAAUGUGUGAGCCAAGAGUUUGGUGAUGGAAUGGAUAGUGAGUCGAGUUGAGUAGCAAGCGAUUGGCCAGUCUGGUGUGGCUACAAGCUGGCCAAUCACAUCUCUAUCCCUAUUAUUACCUCACUCUCAUUGACAUCCUCCUCACCAGCAGUUUUCACUUGAAGUGCUUAUAGUCCCUGUUCUGACUACUUUAAAGAGAGAAUGGAAUACAAAACGAACAAUACAUAUUUUAGUGAACGUUUUUCAAAGGAUUGUAGUGUGUAAGGGUUUUUAGUGUGCCUUAUUGCCAAAUGUUCUAGAGUUUUUCUUUGUUGAACUAUUUUCUAUCAUGCAUUUGUUUGUUAAAAGCUUAUUUGGCAUUUAUGUAUUUAUAGUGGUUAAGUAGUUGAAUAAAGCAUUUUCAAAAACA